Rotaria sordida is the source of this 1650-nucleotide messenger RNA. NCBI's taxonomy places the organism in Eukaryota, Metazoa, Rotifera, Eurotatoria, Philodinida, Philodinidae. The record is from the annotation of a GenBank genome assembly.
AUGGAUUGGUCGAAUGAUGAUGUUUCGAGAUGGUUGAUCGAUAACGAAUUUAGUAAAUAUGUAGCUAAAUUUAAAGAAGAAGAAAUCGAUGGAUUAUCUUUAUUAAAUUUAAGUCCAACAUCGAUUGAGGAAUUAUUAUCAAUCAUUACCGACGAUAAUGUGAUAAAAAAACCAACUAUUGGGCUUAAAACAACAUUUAAUAAAAAACUCAUACAAUUAAAAGAAAACGUUUUUUCGAAUCAUAAUACAAUUAUGACAUUAAAUGAAAAGCAAUCUGAUAUACUGAUUGAACAAUUACGCACAAAUCAAUCAAAUAAUUUAUCAUUUUUCGAUGAUUUUCGUAUUGAUAAUGAUAAUGAUAGUAUUGAUCAGCAACACAGUUUAACAAUAUCGAGUUCAGAUUUAAAUACAUCAAGUUCAUCUUUCGAUCAAAUUCCAACAAUAACAACUUCUCCAUUAUCUCGUGAAGUAUUACCUGAUCGAAUAAUCAAUCAAACAUCGAGUGAUAGUGCAGCAAAUUCGUUACCUCAAUUAAGAAAAAAAUUUCCAUUAAAUUAUGUACUUCCAUCAUUUAGUAGAGCAUUUGUAGAAGCUGCUGAAGAUCCAUCAUUAGCUAAUUUUGGACCACGAUGUACAAUGAAACAACAAUUAGUUAAAACAAUUCGUGAUGAUGUAGUAAAUACGUAUGGUAUUGGCUUUUAUCCAACAGCAUAUGAAUUUGAUCGAAUGGUAGUAAGUGUUAAAAAUAAAAUUCCAACACUCACUAAAAUAUUUGGUGAAGAUAUGAGUGUAUUAACAUCUGCAUUAAAACAACAAUUUUCUCGUGAUCGAAAAGCAUCCAAUUGUUUAUCAGAAGUAUUAGAAAAAAAACGACAAUCAUAUGGUCAUCAAUCAUCAGGAAGAAAAUUGAAAUUUAUAAAACUUGAACUUGCUUCUCGACGAGAAUAUAUUGUUGAAGAAAAUCAACAGCCACAAGAAUUAUUAAUGCAAUUGUAUCAACAGGCUGAAUCAAUGCGUGUUAUGAUCAACACAACAAAUUAUGAUUAUAGUCAAGUUAAAUCAAAAAUGGAUGCAACAUAUUCACAUCGUAAACAACUUGUCCAAGAGAUGAAGCCUGUCAAAGAUAUUGUUGAAUUAUAUCCAGCUUUAGCAAUAACCAAUUUGUUAAUUCGUGAAAUUAAUCUUCGUUGUGAUCCAUUUGGUGGCGAUAUUGUUAAAACAUUAACAUCAGUAUGUACAAAAUUAAUUAAAUAUGUUGACCAUCCUCGGAAAGAAGAUGUUCCUGAAGAAGAACAACCAUUUUUUAUUCUGGAACAUUUGAUAAUGAAACGUUUCAAACAUUCAAAAAAAUUGUUAUUAAAUCACGAAGUAAUUGAUGCUCAUCCUAUGAUACAAGUACAAUCAAUUGACAAAGUUAAAGAUUAUGCUAUUAUUAUUGAAUAUAAUCGUCUUAUUUCAACAAAUUCACAAGUUGAAUCAAUGGCUAUUUUAAUUGGGUCAUAUGAAAUAUUUAAUAUAGAAUAUCCAUCAAAAAUACGUGCAACAUUAGAAGUUCUCAAUGGUUUAUCAUUCACAAAAAGAUCGUUUUGCGUAUCAUUAGCUGCUAAACGGUUUUUGAAUGGACAUAAAGUAAAUAACUUAUCAUCAUGA